Camellia sinensis is the source of this 2021-nucleotide messenger RNA. RefSeq names its product transcription factor TGA9. The record is from RefSeq and is a predicted model, not a curated record. Gene Ontology annotation, biological process: regulation of DNA-templated transcription; DNA-templated transcription. Gene Ontology annotation, molecular function: DNA-binding transcription factor activity; sequence-specific DNA binding. Lineage: Eukaryota; Viridiplantae; Streptophyta; Magnoliopsida; Ericales; Theaceae.
AAACAGAAUAAUCAACCUCUUUUAUAGAAGGAGAGAAAGGUAGAUAGAGACCCAUUAAAUAUCAAAAAGUUUCACUGCUCUGAGAGAGAGAGAGAGAGAGAGAUACUUUGACAAGAAAGCUUUGAUCUUUUCCAGUUCUUGUGUUUCUUUCUGUUGAGUUUUGCUCCAGAAGAGGACUGUUGUCUCUCAAGAAUUCCAUAGAAAAAUUACUGCAUAAGCAUGAGAAUCAUGGUUUGAAUGGCGAGUCAUAGAGUUGGAUUGACUGGUUUAAUGUCAGACACAGGAACUUCAAACCACCAUAUCCCAUAUUCACUUCUUCAUGGGAUUACUAAUAAUCCUCCUUUAAGUUUCAUUAAUCAAGAAGGAUCUUCUUUUGAUUUUGGAGAUUUUGAGGAAGCUAUUGUGCUGCAAGAAGUUAAGAUCAAUAAUAAUGAUGAAGCUAAAUCAUCUUUUUUUACAGCGAGCAGGCCUCCUCCUGCAGCUACUCUGGAAAUGUUCCCUGCAUGGCCUAUGAGAUUCCAUCAUCAAACCCCAAUAGGAAGUUCAAAAUCAGGAGGAGAGACUAGUACUGACUCAGGAUCAGCAGUGAACACGCUUCCAAGUAAGGUCGAGGCACAUCUGGAACCAGAAUCUCCUAUGAGUAGAAAGGCAUCUUUAGAUCAUCAGAGUUUUGAUCAGAGGAAUGCCCAGAUGCCACACCAACAACAGCAGCAGCAGCAGCAACAACAACUAGAGAUGGCAAGUGAUGGCCCUAGAACUGGAUUAUCAGAGUCUCAACAAGCUGCCAAACACACCCCAGAAAAGAGGAAAGGACCUGGAGGUUCAACAUCAGAGAGAGCACUUGAUGCCAAGACACUGAGACGUUUGGCGCAGAACAGAGAAGCAGCAAGGAAGAGCCGAAUCAGAAAAAAGGCGUAUGUGCAGCAGCUGGAGACAAGUAGGAUAAAGCUUUCUCAGUUGGAGCAGGAUCUUCAGCGAGCUCGAGCUCAGGGAUUGUUUCUGGGAGGAGGUGGCGGUGCAGGUGGAAAUAUCAGUUCUGGUGCGGCGAUGUUUGAUAUGGAAUAUGCAAGAUGGUUAGAUGAUGAUCACAGGCACAUGUCGGAGCUCCGGUCAGGGUUGCAAGCGCAUUUAUCGGAUAGCGAUCUUACGUUGAUAGUAGAUGGAUACAUUGCUCAUUAUGAUGAAAUUUUCUGCCUCAAGGGAGUGGCUGCCAAAACUGAUGUGUUCCACCUCAUCACCGGAAUGUGGACUACUCCGGCCGAGCGUUGCUUCCUCUGGAUGGGCGGUUUUCGGCCCUCAGAGCUCAUCAAGAUGUUAAUAACCCAAUUAGACCCAUUAACAGAGCAGCAAUUCAUGGGGAUAUACAGCCUCCAACAUUCAUCACAACAGGCAGAGGAGGCUCUUACUCAGGGAUUAGAACAGCUUCAACAGUCUCUCAUCGACACUGUUGCGGGUGUCUCUCUCAACGAUGGCAUGCAUCAUAUGGCUGUUGCUCUCGGCAAGCUCACCAAUCUUGAAGGCUUUGUUCACCAGGCAGAUAUAUUAAGACAACAAACUCUUCAUCAACUGCGCCGAAUAUUAACAGUUCGACAAGCAGUACGGUGUUUUUUGGUAAUUGGCGAGUACUAUGGUCGACUACGAGCUUUAAGUUCCCUUUGGACAUCUCGUCCACGAGAGACUUUGAUUAGCGAUGAUAACUCGUGCCAAACAAGCACGGAUUUGCAAAUGAUGCAAUCUUCACAAAACCACUUCGCGAACAUUUGAUCCAAAUCAUGAUAUAUAUAUAUAUAUAUAUAUAGCCAAAAAGCGAUGAAGAAAACCAAGAAGAUGACCAUGCAUUCCCCUAUAGCUUAUGUGGUGGCAUUACAUUUAUUCAAAGUACUUAGAGGAGAGAGAGGAUUUUUUCUUUUAAUUUUCUAAUUAAACUUUUGUUUUUUGCUUUUAGAUUUUUAAUAUUUUCAUAUUAAUAUUAUGUCACCUUGUAAAUUUAAAUCAAUUUCAUGUGGAUGAGGAAGGUUCUA